CCUAUCUCCGUUGCCGGUUUCCUGUGAGCACCACCAUUCAAAAAGGGCUCCCUCCCAGCUCCCCACACCUUCCGUGUUCUCCCUCCCCCCCCUCCUUCCACGACUUAAGAAACCGAUGUCGGAAUCUCAACGAAAACCCCUGCCUUUUUCAGCCAAUUUUGCUGCAGGCGCCAUCGCUGGUGUAUCUGAAAUUCUAACGUUUUAUCCUCUCGAUGUCAUCAAAACCCGUAUGCAACUACAAACAGGGAAGUCGAGUGUUGGUCUAGUUGGGAGUUUCCAGACCAUCAUUAGGGAAGAAGGGGUUGGACGUUUGUAUCGAGGACUCGUACCUCCUUUACUGCUCGAAGCACCAAAACGUGCCGUGAAAUUCGCUGCCAAUGAUUUUUGGGGCAAAAAGUUCCUUCAGGUUACUGGAGAGGAAAAGAUGACGCAGCAACUUUCGAUAAUGACGGGAUGUAGUGCGGGAGCGACGGAAAGUUUUGUGGUAGUACCUUUCGAACUGGUCAAGAUUAGAUUGCAAGACAAGAAUAGUGCUUACGCCGGACCUAUGGACGUUGUCAAACAAACCAUUAAGAAAGAGGGCUUACUCGGUCUGUACGCUGGUAUGGAAUCUACAUUCUGGAGACACUUCUGGUGGAACGGCGGGUACUUUGGUUGUAUCUUCCAAGUCAGAAGCUUAUUGCCCAAAGCCGAAACUCAGCAGAGCGAAUUGCUUAACAAUUUCAUUUCGGGUGCUGUCGGUGGAUUCGCUGGAACCGCAUUGAACACUCCAUUCGACGUCGUUAAAUCUCGUAUACAAGGAGCGAUCAAAGUCCCUGGUGUUAAGCCAAAGUAUAACUGGACAUACCCUGCUUUGAUCACGAUUUUCAGGGAGGAAGGACCUGUUGCGUUGUAUAAGGGGUUUGUUCCGAAGGUGCUUCGGCUUGCGCCUGGAGGUGGGGUGUUGCUUUUGGUUGUUGAGUUUACGCUUGGGGUGUUUAGGAAAGCGCUUGGACCUCCGUAUAUUUAGAUAAGAGCAAAUACUACUACUCUUUUCGAGGGUCGGACCGCUUAGGUACCUGAGUUUCUGUUGUUGUAAUGUAGAUAAUAGAGUAGAUUACUUUUUUUUAAAAAGUCUAAACUGCAUUACGAAUCAAAAAUA
Marasmius oreades (fairy-ring Marasmius) is the source of this 1141-nucleotide messenger RNA. RefSeq lists its product as uncharacterized. The record is from RefSeq and is a predicted model, not a curated record. The coding region runs from base 116 to 1009 and encodes 297 amino acids. The transcript has 14 exons. NCBI's taxonomy places the organism in Eukaryota, Fungi, Basidiomycota, Agaricomycetes, Agaricales, Marasmiaceae.